This is a messenger RNA of Gymnodraco acuticeps, 2809 nucleotides long. Its product is annotated as cytochrome P450 2J2-like. Gene Ontology annotation, biological process: xenobiotic metabolic process. Gene Ontology annotation, cellular component: cytoplasm; intracellular membrane-bounded organelle. The record is from RefSeq and is a predicted model, not a curated record. The coding region runs from base 212 to 1720 and encodes 502 amino acids. The transcript has 9 exons. Lineage: Eukaryota; Metazoa; Chordata; Actinopteri; Perciformes; Bathydraconidae. Gene Ontology annotation, molecular function: oxidoreductase activity, acting on paired donors, with incorporation or reduction of molecular oxygen, reduced flavin or flavoprotein as one donor, and incorporation of one atom of oxygen; heme binding; iron ion binding.
UUCUUCACUUAAGUGCAAGAUCUGAGCACUUCUCCACCUCAAAUGUGCUUUCAACCUGUGUUUCACCGGAAAUGACACCGCCUCUUUUGGUCAGGAAUCAAACAGCCAACCAGUCCCCUAAAGAGGUGUAGCCUGCAUGAUGUCUCUUUGAUACAACUCUGAAGCGAAUACAACCAAACCCGAGUGGUUCCAGAAGCUGUUAAUUGUAAGGAUGGAUCUAUCCUGGGCUUUCUCCGUGUGUCUGGACAGCCGCAGCCUGCUCCUCUUCACCCUGGUCCUCCUGCUGGUGGCCCUGGGUCUGAGGUCCCGUCGGCCCAGAAGCUUUCCUCCAGGCCCCUGGGCUCUUCCUCUGGUGGGGAAUAUGCUCUCUCUUGACUUCAACAAUCUCCACAACGACAUGACCAAGUUGGCAGAGCAGUAUGGGAACGUGUACAGCCUGAAGAUGGGCCAUGUGUGGACGGUGGUGUUGAACGGCUUCAGCACUCUGCAGGAGGGUCUCAGCAAAGGAGAUCACAUGAGCGACCGCCCUGCUUUCCCCAUCCAUACUGAUGUGUUGCCUGAUCUAGGUAUUGUUUUUGCUAGUGGAUAUUCGUGGAAGCAACAAAGGCAGUUUGCCCUCUCCACUCUCAAAUACUUUGGUGUUGGCAAGAAAUCACAUGAAUCUUCCAUACUGGAGGAAUUUAGGUACAUGUCCAAAGAAAUCGCUAGUCAUAAAGGCAAACCCUUCAAUCUACAGUUUUUAAUGAAGAACGCCGUCUCCAACAUCAUCUGCUCCCUGAUCUUUGGCCAUCGCUUUGACUACAAGGAUGAGAAGUUUCUGCAGUUGAUAACGUUGUUGGACAAAGGGGUCCAGAUUGAAGGAUCCAUUUGGGCACAGCUGUACAACUCCUUUCCUGUGCUGAUGAGGCGUUUGCCGGGGCCACACCACACUCUUCAAAAGGGUUAUCGUGAUAUAAUGGACUUCAUAAAAACAGAAAUUAAUAAGCACAGGGAAGACUGGAACCCCUCUGAUCCUCGAGACUUCAUUGACUGUUUCCUGACUGAGAUUCAGAAGCAUCAGGACAAGAGGGAUGAUGAGCUAGACGCUUGUUUUGAUGAAGGCAACCUGGUGAAGUGUUCGUUUGAUCUGUUCGGAGCUGGCACUGAGACCACCUCCAUCACCCUGCGCUGGGGUGUGCUCUACAUGGCAAAGUACACCGAGAUUCAGGAGAAGGUCCAGGAGGAGAUAGACAGCGUGAUUGGACAGUCCAGAGAGCCGUCCAUGGAAGAUCGUCCAAACAUGCCCUACACUGACGCCGUCAUACACGAGAUCCAGAGAAUUGGAAACGUAGUUCCUUUCAACCUGCCUCAUGUGACCAACAAGGACGUUCAGAUAGGAGGCUACACAAUCCCAAAGGGAGUUAUAGUAGUGCCCAACCUGACCUCGGUGCUGUUUGACAAGAAUGAGUGGGAGACGCCCAACACCUUCAACCCAGGACACUUUCUGAACAAGGAGGGGAAGUUUGUGCAGCGAGCUGCUUUCAUCCCUUUCUCUGUGGGUAAACGGGUGUGUCUCGGGGAGAACCUGGCCAGGAUAGAGCUCUUCCUCCUCUUCACCUCCUUCCUGCAGCGCUUCACCUUCUCCAUGCCUCCGGGUGUGGAGGCUGUGUUCAAGCCCCGUGUCAGCAUCUUCCUCUCACCCCAACCCUACCAAAUCUGUGCCACUUUACGUGAAGAGUGACACACCUCAUCAACACAAUUUCCAGAAAUAUUAGAAAAUAUUCAUUUAUAAAUAUUUCUUGGAGCAGAAAAAUACGACAGCGACGAUGUAAUUGCUAAUGUUUAGGAUAGAUGUUGCCUAUCUACAUUGCACGUCCAGCAGAAUUAGAGCUUUAUUAGCAUUCAUUGGUAUUUUCAAUUUCAGACCAAUAUACACCCUUGCUUUGGUCUCUAACAACUUACCUUAAAACAUAUGGAUGUAUCGCUUAGUUGUGGUCUGCCAUUUGAUUAUUUUCGGGUUAGGUGGAGGUUUAAGAUAACAACAAAAACUGUAUAAUCAGGGAUUCAGGGUCUCUGUAGACCGUGUUGUUUCUUUUGAAUAAAUGUCUUAUAUACUGUAAUUGUACGAGGAGACGCAUUAAAUAUUGUUGUGGGUCUGCAAGGUCUUUAUUGUUAAUUGUGCCUUGUCCCCUGGGGUUUCUUAAAGGCACGCAUGGAUUUGUAUGACAUUUAAAAAAAACAAUAUAAUACAACUUUUUAUAGUAACAUCUGUAAAACCCUAAAGGAGGAAAUCUCCCACGACAUCUGGAGCUUCUGAAUCAAAGAAGGUCAUACUAAGGCCUCUUACAUAAGACAUAAAGAAAUGCAAUAGGCUAAACAAGGUCACCAAACUGGGUGCUAGGUAAGAGGGCAGAUAUCAGGACAACACGGUGAUAAGAAUAAAAAAGUCAGCCACACUGCAGUUCUGUUAUAUUGUGAGUAUUUUAGUCAGAAAUGAUGUAAGCUUGGUCAGAAAUUACCCUAUCCUGUCAUUCACACAGCUAUUCUACUAGAAAAAUGUAUGUUUGUUUCAGUUUAACUUUAUUGGAAAUAUUCCUGUGAACUCUUUGACUACAGUAUCACACAGACAGUCCUUAUUAUUUGACAAUCAGUGACAACCUGACUGUAAAAAGUGUUCUUAAUAUUGUCACCAUUUCAAGAAGUUUUAUUACUUUCAGCUGCCAUACACAUAAAUGACAAAUAAUGAAUCCAUUGCAAAUUUUAUAGACUUAUAAAUAUGUGCUCAUGAAAUUUUAAAUAUAGUGGUGAUUAAAUAAACUCGUUGUUACAG